Symbiodinium sp. CCMP2592 is the source of this 9975-nucleotide messenger RNA. The record is from the annotation of a GenBank genome assembly. NCBI's taxonomy places the organism in Eukaryota, Dinophyceae, Suessiales, Symbiodiniaceae.
AUGACAGGUACGGUGCCCUACCUCGAGGACGGCCCCUUCAGUAUCCGACAAGGCAAUGCCUGGCUGGAGAAGCUGAGGAAGAGCAUCAGACCGAGCUCCUGGAAUGACCUUCUGCAGAAGCCGGGCAAGUACAUCCUCGCCUACGAGCAUCACUUUGUUUCUGCUCGACACCAAGAGGAUGAGGUGUUAAUCAACAUGGGAGGUCGCACACAUGAGUUUGAGUCCUUCCAGCUCAAGCGUCAAGACCGUGCCGUUCGACGCCACCCUGCCACCGGCAAACUAUGUGUCGACAACACCCGACUCGACCAUGUGUUCGAGCUUGUUGACCAUGUCGAGCCAGCUUUGGUUGCAGACUACUCAGGUGGCAAACUUGUCCAAGAAGCUGCCGUGGAUUUUGAAGAAGUGUGGAACCAGCUUCAACUCCAGCGGCAGGAAAUGGAUGGUGUGAUUUUGCGUCAUCCUCAGCCGCAGCACAUCGCGAAUGAUCGCAACCCAGAUCUAGUAGAAGCUGCCGCGGAUUUUGAAGAAGCAUGGAACGAGCUCCAACUUCAGCGGCAGGAAACAGAUGGUGUGAUUUUGCGUUAUCCUCAGCCGCAGCGCAUCGCGAAUGAUCACAAUCCAGAUCUAGUUUCCAACAGCGACAGCGAGGAGGACGGCUUCUGGGAUCUUCGCCCGGACUGGCUCGAGCGUUUUCGAGCUCGAAGACAGCAAUCAGAGAAUCGAGAGAUGCUGCAGCAAAACGAGUUGGUUCAUCGCCAGGCCUAUAGUCUAUUGCCUGUCAGAAGAGUCAUGACCACCAACAACGUUCCAUUCGAGCAGUUUGCUUCCAGCUCAUCCAUUUCUCGGCGGCGCAUCACAAUGGAGUACUUCGGCGGUGUCCUACCAGGCUUGGUGGAUGGACAGCAGCUGGACUAUGCUGGCGGCAGUUGGAUAAGUGACGAACCUUAUCCAAGUGCUUUGGAUUUUUUCAAUAGCCAAACAGACUUUUUUCAGCAUGAAGCGGACAAGCAUGUUGCAGUGGUUGUGAAAGUCAUGCGAGAGCAUUUGGAUCUCUUGCGGACGUCGCCGUUGGCUGUGGCAUUUUUACCAGAUCCUCGUUUUCGAAACUCGAUAUCGAAGAGACUCUGGGAACGCAUCAUGUACCGAGCCAGGGCAAUCUUGGAUUUCGUGGAACAGAAACAGCACUACAUGCUCUUUGCAUUUCUGCACGCAGAGGCCAAGCAUGUAAAGGCCGGUUGCAGAAAUGCUGUGCAGGACUUGCCACACCCGAAGGAGUACGGCGGCACCGAAGAAGAGUGGCGAACGCUUGCACUGGAGCACGCUCUUCAGCUUCACCUGGAUUUAGCCUGGCAACAGAAAGAGCGCGGCGAUUUCAAGAAGGCGUCUCGCUCCGAGGACGACUACACCGGAGGGAGCCUUUCGGCAGACAUCCUCCAUGCCUUACCAGGAUUCUUCUUUUCCUUUGACUAUCUGAAGAAUUUAGCCUGUGCGUCUUCUGAAAUGAAACGCGCCGUGCAGAACCCACAGCAUUGGAACGACAGGUGCAUCUCACUCAACUCAGUCGAGUUUACUGAUGGUCUGAAGCUGAGAUCCAUGACGCGGGCCUAUAUGUCCGCUCGCACCGUGUCUUUAGAUCUGCAACAACUUCCUUUGCUAGGUCAGUUUCCAAACAGUAUGUUGCUCGAGUGGACUGGCCGGGGCCUUCCACAACUGCGCAACCUGAAAGGCUUCGAAUCCGCUGGACCGUUGCUGGGCACUGCCUUGUUCGACGUAAUCCUCCCCCCCAAUGCAGUGGGCAUGUACAUUGGCGUUCGUGACUGGGGAGAUCGAAGCCAAGGGAAGCAAUCGUUCUUCCGCUUCGAUAAUGUUUACACGGACAGUCAAAGACUUUCCUUCGCUUCGGGCGACCAGCCACCGCAGCUUCACCACAUGCCACAAAGAGUGCCUCUGCAACCUGAGCGGCAUCAUCGCGUUUUGCUUCGAUGGAAGCAAGACGUGAUGGAGCUCCUUAUCGAUGGGGUCGGAGUAACCAGUCGAGUGGACAUGAGAUGCAAAGUGGAGGAGUACGAAGGAGGCGCCGUGUUGGAUGAGCUGCUCGCGGAAUUGCCAGGAUUUUACUUUUCGUUUGACUAUCUCAAGAUGCUAGCGUCCACUUCCAAGACAAUGCUUCGCGCCGUGCGGGAUCGUCGACACUGGCAAGGCAAGCUUGUGACAAUGAACACUGAAGAAUUUCAACUUCCCAUGAAGCUGAGAUGGAUGAUGGAAGCUUACAUGUCUGCACAUGUCGUCACCAUCAACGUUCGUCAGCUCACCAUGUUUACAGUUUUUCCUCACAAUAUGCUUUUGGACUGGAGCGCGACAGGCAUGUUGGGCGGCCCUCGUCCUGCAGUUGGGCCAAACAUGACAGGGACAGGGUUUCAGUCAACUGGUCCUUUGAUGGGAAAUGCUGUAUUUGAUAUCAUUCUGCCGCCCAACACAGUUGGCAUAUAUAUUGGGGUCCGAGACUGGUGCGAUUUGCGAUCUCGGACGCAUGCCUACUGCAUGUUCACGAAUAUUUUUGAGAAUGCGCGGGCCUCCUUUGGAUUGGGAGAUCAUCCAUCUCAACCACACUUGAGUGCCCGAACAAUUCGGUUUCAACCCGACCACACCCAUCGCAUCAUCUUCCGUUGGAAUCCGAGAACGUUCCAGAUUUCGCUGGAUGGCGUGAACAUCGCUACAGCCCGCGCUCGUGAAGGAGCUUCAGCUGCGCCAUGUGCUUUGGCAAAGCUUUUUGUUUGGGUCUAUGGCCGGCCUACCAGGAACUUUGUCUUGCUUCAGUAUCGCCCAAUACCAUCUCUUGUCGACAACAACGCCACAAUCAAGUGCGUGCUUUGCAACAGGGACCACGGGCUGCAUCUGCCGCGCUGGUGUGUCUGUCCACAUUGCGACACAUGGGUUUGUUCGGUUCAUGCUGUGCACUUUCCUGAACGACUGUGCCCACGAUGUCCGAACCAGUUGAUUGAUUACGUCGGUGGAAGUACUGAAACGGAAGAGCCUUUCCGGCAUGCUGUGGACUACGUCUACAGCAGAGAGCAGAAACUGCAGAACGGCAUGACCUUUACUGCGUGGCUUCGUUUGAGCUUCCAGCGAUCCGAAGCAAUCCGUCGACAAGAGAAAAAACGCAGGGCCGAUGGAAGACAAGACGUCGAACAUUCGCAUCCCAUUGAGGUCUGCAAUCGUGCGUCUUCGUUAUUGCUGCUGUCUGUGCCGGCUGAUUUCACACAUUUGCCAAAUGUGCAGCCUGAUUGCAGCCUUUUGUGUGGUCUUCAAAAGCACGAGCGGGACAACCGAAUUCAGUUUGUGUCCGAGACCCACGUCUACUAUGUGGAUGGUGUUGCUAUGAAGACGUCCGUGACCGGCCUGGUUCACAGAUUCGCGGAAAGGUUCGACGCAGAUGCGGCAAUCGCCAAUAUGGCAAAGAGUGCACGGUGGCCACGACCUGAGUAUUCCAGGGCGCAAGACAAUGGCGUGCUGAUUCCACUAACUCCCGAUGAAAUCAAAAAGAUGUGGGCUCGGAAUGCCGCAGAGGCGGCUCACCAGGGUACAUGGAUGCACCUUCAGAUAGAAGUCUUGUUAAACGGCGGCUUUGUUGCCGGCGUCUGGCCAGAACUGACUUUGUUUGAACAGUUCGUCAGAGAGUUCCCGUGUCCUUUGCUGGCGUUUCGGACGGAAUGGUGUAUAUUUGCUGAGGAACACCGCCUAGCCGGAUGCAUCGAUUUCGUGGCUAAAUCAUUCGAUGACAGUCUUGUUUUGUUUGACUGGAAAAGAACCAAAAUGCUGCAUUCCAAGUAUGACAACCCUUGGCGACGUGUGCAAGGACCUUUGGGUCAUCUUCCUGAUUGUGCUGGAUGGCACUACCGCCUCCAGCUCAACCUUUACAAACACAUUUUGGAAAGGUAUUACGGGUACACUGUUUCCGCAAUGUACGUGGUGUGUUUGCAUCCCGACAACGCAAACACUGGCCCUUUCUUGGACUUGGUACCGAAUCUCACCAAUGAAGUUUCCGCGAUGUUGGCGGCAUAUGGAAACACCUCAGACUUGCACUGGCAAGAGGUGUCCGGAGGGGCUGAUCCAGCUGAGGGCAUGGCUUCGCAGUCUUCGUUCUUCGCAGCCAUCGAUGCCGACAUUGCUGAGGCAGAGCGUGUCUUGGACGAAGAGGAGCUGGCGGCCAACGCACCAAAUCCGGCAGUAGAAGCAGCGGACCCGUCUCUGGAUGUGGAAGCUGCAAACGAACAGGAAGCCAUGGACUGCACAGCCUUAGCUAUACCUUGUCGGGGCCUUCCUAUGGAGGCGGUCGAGUCUGCCAAAAGAAGACGUUUGAUGCCGGGAGCAUCAACAUCCAGCAGUGCAUUCGAUGAGCUGUUCGACAUAACAAAACAGGAAGCAGUCGACCGGUCAGAGGACAUGGUUCGUUUGGCAGCCGCUGCAAUCAGUGUCUACAGAACUCGCCUGACAGACAUCUUCGUCCGUGAUUUUGUCAGUCUCAUCUGGAUCAUUGAGGGCGACAGAUACAUACGCACACACCAAGGAGUUUGCUAUUUGUAUCACAACGACGGAGCAUUCGAGCCAUACAAUGGUGUUCCUCCAGAGUCAACGUUCUACAGGUUGAAGAAAUUUUUGUUGAGAUUGGAAGGCGCAUUUCGACUCAUGUUGCCUGGUACAGAGCGCAGCGACUCGGGCAUCGUGCAAGAAAUCGCUAAACUUCUGUCAUCUUACAAUCACGAUGAGGAGUUUUUAGCCGCCUGCGAAGAUGCCGCUGUCAUGGCGGAUAUGGGAGGAGUACGCCGGAAAGGUCGAAAUGAACAAGAAGGUGAAGUCUCUCCCAAUUCUGGCUGGCCGGAAAAGGUUGCCUACAUGCUCGCUAAGGUUAUUUCGCCGCUCCAGAAAGACUUGCUUGAAGAAAGACGUCUGCUACAGUUCGUGAUCCAGUGGUGUGAUACUCCCUCGCAGCGGCAAUCUGGGUGCGCGUAUCAAGAUGUCUCUGUGAUGUAUGACACGACGCCAGAAGAGCACGCGAAGAUUGUCACGUCGUCGCCAGAGAAUAAUCUGUACAUCAGAAUUCCUUUUCCUUUGAGGCAGUCACUACCUGAUGCAGUUCUGAAGGCUGCCAGUGAGAGAUUACAGAAGUUCGUGAAGGAAACAUUCUGGUGCAAUCAGGAGUUUUACAAGUGCACACUGGCAGCCAUUGCUUUGGCCAAGCGAGGCGAAAACAUUGAUCGCUGCUUCAUUGGCGAAUCGUCAGGGGGCACGGGGCAGUCGUUGUUUAGUUGUCAUCUUGCGGCGGUUUAUGCGCAUAACCAUCAGUUCAUCGAUCCCAACAUCUUCUACAAGGAGGAAGAGCUUCGCAAGAGACUGGAACAGUUUGCGCACUGUGUCAUAGUUACCGCGCAAGAAGCUCCCGAAACGAACCGACAUUUCCAGCAAGAUCUGUAUAAGAAAUUUAUGUCGGCCGACGAGUUGGCAGGUCGGAAGCCAUAUGGUUAUGUGACGAAAAUGAUGAGAGUUAGCGGUUUCAAAAGGUUUGAAACCAACAAGAUCAUGUCAUUCAAGAAUGUUAUGGAGAAGAACUUCAACUCUAUAUACAGACGCUGCCUGGUCUGGAACCCGAAGCCCAUUUUCGUUGACGACACCGCAUUUGGAGAUGGCUACCCUGACCCGCAGGCCGACGGGAUCUUCCAAAAGGAUCCUACUCUACGCAGCUUCCUUGAAAGCGGUCCUGCCAUUGCUGCUGCCAUCGUGCAGCAGCAUGGCUUUGAAUCGCACUUCUCAAGACAGCAGUGCAUUAAAACAAUCGAGGAUUAUGCCAUGAGUGGACUCACCGAGCGCAAGGUGAGAGCGGCAUGUGGUUUGCGUCCACCGGAGGAGCCCACGGUCGAAAAGGAGCAGACCGCCCUCGUGGCCAUCCUCAAGCACAACGAUGACGAGGCUGACGAGUCUGCGGAUCAAGAGGCCACGAUGACGAAGCCCUGGUGGUCUCGCUUUUCUAAGCCCAAGCUGGGUGUCAACCCUAAAGAAGUAACGUUGGAUGAUUUGGUCAAAGAAAACCUUCUGCUUCCAGCUGACACAAAGUCAGAGCCAGAAACAUUCAUUCCCAUGAUACCGUGUGCGAAGUCUCUGGACGAGAUUUUCGAGGUGGGAUACGACUCCGAAACUACGUGGAUAGGGGAACAUCUCCAUGCCAGCAAGCUGUGGGAAGCGGUUGCCUUCCCGGGCCGCGGUGCGAAUGCUGAGGUGCUGCAGCAGUUCUACACACAGGUCUUGAAAAAGUUAGAGUCUGGCAAAGGUCGCAAGUCCCAGCACCAGCAUGACAUUAUUGCCGUCUGGCGUUCCUUGUCGGAGAAAUUGAGCAAGCACGAAGACUGUGCCCGCGCUGUACUGGAAAAGCUAGAGAAUCAAAUCUCUGCUGUUGCUAGUUCACAACCAGCGUCACAACAGUUAGCAACUACGCCUUCUCGACGCCGUCGCAAGAAAAUGCCAGCGACUGCCGAAGUUGAAGAUGCACCUGCAUCUGAAAGCAAUAUUGUAUCUGGAAACCCUUUCCAGAAGGACUCAGGUUUCGUUGGUAUUGAUGUGCCGUACAAGUACAAGUUAGAUGGCUUGCGUUCUCGCAGAUACGGAGAUCGCUUUUCAGUACAGAAUCUGGGCACAGCAUGGCAGGCUGUUGCGCUGCACGAGACCAUGGACCUGGACAUUGAGAACUGCUCCUUCGCGCUGCUGUAUCAGAUUAUGACAAAGUUGAAGCCGCAACACCAAGCUUGGCCACAGGUCAAAAACACACUACGUGCUUGCAGUGAACAGCGAAAAGAGAUCAUUGAGAAGAAGCUCAAGUUGAGUUUAUCGGAAGGCAAACUCCUUAUGCAGAAGGUACUCAAUGGCGGUGUGCCUCCCGACGAGCUCGCAGAGAAUGAGUUUAUACAGGAGCUGCAGCGAGCAUCGUUGUUCUGUCGCUGGGUCGCCGCCUCAACGCUGAAGGAUUUGGUUUGGACAAGUCUUUUGCGCUCCAAAGACAGACCAGAUGUCUCGGUUCUUACCUAUUUCUGGAACGUUGCAGAGGAUGUAGUGCUGGAAGCCUGGCUUGGGAAAGUGAUUCCUCUGGGAAGCAAGCAUCUCUCGCUUCACUUUGACGGCAUCAGACUGGAUCGCUCCGUUGCCCACGGUGACGUAAACUCCUUUUGUCAGAGCUGUGCCGAAGCCAUCUACAACGCUACAGACCUGCUUGUCACAAUUCGAGAAAAAGAGCAUCACAGUUUCAGUGGCUUCUUGAAGAACAUUACCGACAGUGCAGCAGUUGAGUGUCCUGAAAUUCUUUGUGAAACUGGAAACUGCAUACUGGCAGCUCUGUAUCACCUUGGUUUGCAGGAGUCGGCACUCUCUAUGGCCUCGAUGACCGAAGGGCCCGAACACGCGUUUUUCCGCAGACGCCGGCAACGAAAGUAUGUAGACGUUGCCGAGAAGCUGGAGCUCUCGAUCUAUCCCCGAAUACAACCAAGCGUUCUCAAGUCUGGGCAAAAGGUUUUGCUUCACAUUGCCUACGACGGGAAUCCACACUGUGUGGCUUUGGAAAUGCUAACAGGUACUCAAGUACGCAUUACAGACGUGAAGGUCAGCUACAACUGUUCUGCGCAACAUCUCCUGCAUAUGUUAUCGGCAGCCAGUGACCGCAAGUACAUCUUGUUUUUCCAUCUGCAGCAAAAGCCAGGUAAAAAUGCAGGCGAUGCACUAGACGAUGAUUAUGAAAGUCUGUUGGAAAGUAUGGCAGGUGGAAGCGAGGAAGAUCUUGAGGAUCGCUUCGUUUAUGACUUGGACGUUCAAGAAAAUGCCGACGAAGAUGACGAUGAUGCGUCCUUGGCCGACGAGAGCAUUACCCAAGUUGGUGAUGAGUUACUGCAAUAUUUGAAGGAUGAAGUUCAGAAGCACCUGAACGGCUGCCUUCGACGACGUGGCAAGAAAAAACAGACUGCUCGUUGUCCCUUCUGUCCGUUCCGAUCGUGGCCGAUCAGCAAGAAGGCACGAGUUCUGGAACAUGUGCGUCUCUAUCACUCACCGAGAAAACAGUUUGUUCCAAGUGGCACAAAGCAAUUGAAGCUGAUCAUUGCUCUUCAUGACUACGACCAAUGUCAGGGUCGUGAUCGAGGCAACUACCUUUAUCGGAGCAGCCGAAUUCUACGGAACACCGUCACUCCGCCACUAUCCUCGAAGCAUGUGUUGGUGGAUCGUGAGCUGAGACUCGUACUCACAGCACAAGGCCCUGAAUUCUGGAAUGUUUUGGCAGUGCAGCAGCAACCUUUGCGACGAGUUCGAAAUUUAUACUACACACAUGGCUUUGGUCAAAUCCUUUACCGAGAGAUGCUUAUUUGUAAAGCCAAGGUCUAUGCGUUUCAUGCACGCAUGAUGACGCUGUUUUCGCCAGAGACUUGCAGUUUGUUGCCGCGUCACAGCAAGCACUGGUGGCCGAUCGUGGAAGAUGUUUUUAUGUCAAAGAAGGCGAAGGAGCUUAAGUCUCACAUGCUGGACGAAAUGCUGUUCCAUGAAGAGUUCCAAGUCCUCAGCAUGGAUGCAACGCUUCGCUGCUGUCUUUCGCUUAUGGGACAGGCGCAUCCCAGAGCUCGGAGGGAAGUGAAGGACUCGGCAGUUUUCGUUGGGGACGAGGUGCUUACCUGCCGUGGCCGCAGCAACGCCGUGGUGCUACUGCAAGCAACCUCCUCGGAUGAAACUGACGUGCUGGUGCAAACUCUUGCUGAGCACUUACAUCCGAAAGCCCUGGCUCAGAUUCAGUUUCUCUCAGUGGACAACCCGUCACAGAAGCUUUUCCGGGAGGCGAAAACUAUCUGUCCAAAUCUGCAGCUGCUGGCACUCGAUCCAACGCACCUUGCCAUGACAUGCGAGUAUGCAUCAAGCAGAAAACGCACGGCGGCAACCAAAUGUUUGCGUUUGAUCCUCCGCAAACUUACUGCGCGCGACAAUCUUUCGGCUGCUACAUGGGGGCCUGUCUUCACCGGCAGUAACGCCAAACCUCUUACCCGUGAAGAAGAAAAGGCUCACAAUCAGAUUGAAGACAAGAGCAUGCGUAAGGUGCAGGCAGAAAGCAUUUUGCAGAACCUGGAUCCUGCGAAGCCGUUUCUGCUACGCUUGGACUGGAUUCAAGCUCUCGCGGCGUUGGCAUCCGUUCAUCGCCGCGAGAUGGACAGACUCGCUCCGGGCCCGAACAGGAAGAUCUACCAGUUGCUGCACACAGCUUCGGCGCCGAACAGAUCAGGUUGGUAUUUCAACAAUCUCAUCAUGCGGCACCUGCUUUCAGCGGAGCGGCUGUCGAUGAUGCCCAUUGGCACAAGCAGCAAUGAAGCGCUCCAUCACGAAAUCAAUAAUUGGUUUCGGGAGACGCAGAAACUUCAUAAGGCCACGUUGACGCUGAAGCUUGAAAUAAUGAAUCGUGAGUAUGAUAAGCAGAACGCUAUAGUCUGCCUGGGCACUGAGAACAGCAGCCAAGAAAGCUCAGAUCACGGAAGAAAGCUGUUGCUGGGCCCCCUGGAGUGGGAUGAGGCAGCAGUGACCCGGAGUAUGAGCAAGGACGAUUGGAAGAGCUCAGAUCACGGAGGGAAGCUGUUGCUGGGUCCCCUGGAGUGGGAUGUGGCAGCAGUGACCCGGAGUAUGAGCAAGGACGAUUGGAGGAGCUCAGAUCACGGAGGGAAGCUGUUGCUGGGUCCCCUGGAGUGGGAUGGGGCAGCAGUGACCCGGAGUAUGAGCAAGGACGAUUGGAGGAGCUCAGAUCACGGAGGGACGCUGUUGCUGGGUCCCCUGGAGUGGGAUGGGGCAGCAGUGACCCGGAGUAUGAGCAAGGACGAUUGGAGGAGCUCAGAUCACGGAGGGAAGCUGUUGCUGGGUCCCCUGGAGUGGGAUGGGGCAGCAGUGACCCGGAGUAUGAGCAAGGACGAUUGA